Messenger RNA from Copidosoma floridanum, 1693 nucleotides. It is a transcript of the gene Nt5a, whose product is annotated as 5' nucleotidase A. Gene Ontology annotation, molecular function: 5'-nucleotidase activity. NCBI's taxonomy places the organism in Eukaryota, Metazoa, Arthropoda, Insecta, Hymenoptera, Encyrtidae. The record is from RefSeq and is a predicted model, not a curated record.
AGUUUUGAAGAAGCUAUUUUUUCUGACAACCUCAUAUCUCUUCGAACAAAAUAGUCCUUGUCUAUCACUCAAAGAUUGUAGAUUAUAAUGCCCAAAUGUUUUUCAUCAUACAAAAUUUACGGAAGGCUCUUUAAUAAGGUUCAACUAUGCAACACAGAGCUUAAAUUUUUUCAACAACCUAAUUUAUUGGAUAGCGUUUAUUUUUAUCAGACUUCUUACCAGCAGUCAAAUAUUCAUAAAACUAUGAGUACCUUCAGAAUCAGUGACUAUGACUGCAUUGGAUUUGAUUUAGACAGUACUAUUCUUCGUUACAACAUUUCAAAUCUUGUUCAACUUGAAUAUGAUGUGAUCACGAAGUUUCUAGUCGAUAAAAAAGGCUACAAUGCAAAACACUUGACAGAACCUUUAUCUCAAAAAGAUUUUGAUUUUCUGCAAAAAGGAUUGUUUCUUGAUUUUGAAAAAGGCAAUGUUGUAAAACUCAGUCCUAAUGGUAACGUGUACCUUGCUAGUCAUGGAACAAAUAUUUUAAGUAAUAAUGAUAUUGAAAAAUACUAUCCUAAUCGAGAAUGGAAAAUAGGUAAGAUGUUCACUGAAAAUCCAUUAUUAACAUGGAAUGGUCCACUGUCAUUGAAAAUAAGGACCGUGAUGGACUACUUUGACAUGAUAUCAUCUCUUGUGUUCGCUAGGGUCGUCAAUUCAUUAGACACAGUAAAUGGCAAGACCCUCCAAACGUACAAUAUUUGGCCAGAUAUUCUAGAAGCCUUAUCUGACAUGUACUCUAGAGAACAGCUCACGAGAAAUGCUGGAUGGUUUUACUCUGAACUGAAAAAAAAUCCAGCUAAAUAUAUUCACAAAUGUCAUACAGAGAUACUUGCUUGGAUUCAAAAGAUCAAACAAAAAAAAACAACGUAUCUCAUUACGGGUUCUAACUCUGACUUUGCAGAGUUUACCACUGGUUAUGCUUUUGGUAAAUGCUGGAAAUCUCUUUUUGACAUAAUUGUGUGCUAUGCCAAAAAACCAGCAUUUUUCAUGGAAAAAAGACCAUUUUACUCUGUAAAAAAUUAUUAUGAAGAUCGAAUUGUAACUAGCAAGGAACUUGAGAGAGGAAAAAUUUACAACCAAGGAAACUGGAAAGAGUUAUACGAAUUCUUCACACGUAUUACUGAUCUGAGCAAUCCCAAGUGUCUUUACAUUGGUGAUAAUUUAUUACAAGAUAUAUUUGCUCCAACAAAUCAUGCAAAUUGCGACACAAUAGUUAUUUCUGAAGAACAAUUGGCUGAAAAAAUGCUUCACCACAGUCAUACUCACAGUGAUGAGCAUGUACUAAACUCAAAAAUAUGGGGUUCUUUCUUUACUUUAAAAGAUUCAACAGGUUAUACAGAUUCUUUCUGGAGUCAUAUAAUAAAAAAAAAUUCAAAAUUAUGUAUUCCACAACUUGACGUGAUAACAAAUGUGCCAUUAGACAAGCCCUUAAGCUGUUUUGUUAAAGAAGAUAAUGAUAAGGAGCUAAAAGGAUACCACCCUGCAAAACCUAUCACACUGUCUUAUCUUUAACGUAUUUAAGAGAAGCAAGUGACGAUACUAGAAGUUAACAAAUUAAUUUUAUUCAUUGAUUCACAUUGUAUCUUCUAUUAAGGAACAGUUGGGAAAAUUAGCUCCACCAAUACAACAUAUCAAGAAACGUACAUUUAAG